Trichosurus vulpecula (common brushtail) is the source of this 1872-nucleotide messenger RNA. Its product is annotated as triggering receptor expressed on myeloid cells 2-like. Gene Ontology annotation, molecular function: signaling receptor activity. The record is from RefSeq and is a predicted model, not a curated record. Lineage: Eukaryota; Metazoa; Chordata; Mammalia; Diprotodontia; Phalangeridae. Bases 80 to 973 code for a protein of 297 amino acids. The transcript has 6 exons. Gene Ontology annotation, cellular component: cell surface.
AAUCAGCUGCCAUCCAUGAGCCCAGGGACAGCAUGAAGAGACCACCUCCCAUGUCUCCAGCCUAUGGACCCAUGGAGGCAUGAUGGCCCAGGAAGCCCCACUGCUACUGCUGCUGCCUUUGCUGUUAAUGGGUUCACAGGGACAAGUGUCCCAACUGAAGUACCAGGAGGGGCAGACACUCAGAGUGAGGUGUGGCUACUAUCUUCAGAGAGCUGAGAAGAGGUGGAAAACCUGGUGUAAAGUGAGAGAGCAUGGAGAGGUGUGUGACAGACUAAUUACCAAGAACUCAGACUACAUACAGCAACAUUUGGACCCACGAGCCUCCCUGCAGGAUGACACCCGCACUGGUACCAUCAUCAUCACCAUGUCUAAACUCAGGGUGGAGGACUCAGGCAUCUAUUGGUGUGGAAUCUAUGACUAUAUAAGCAACACUAUAGACAUUAUCAGGACAGUCAGGGUGAAGGUUUCACCAGCCACAACAUUGAAGACCAUCAAACAUUUUCGACCUACCACUGAGACAAAUUUCAUCACCAAACGUUAUCAAACGACCACUGAGACAUCUUUCACCACCUCUGCCACCCCAUUGGCCACCAGCAGUCCAAGAGACAAUGAGAAAUUCAUCAUCUGGGGCUCUGUGCUGGCCUCUUUGCUCCUUGUCGGGCUCCUCAGUGCGGGCAUCGUGUACAUCGUGAAGAUCUCCAGAAAACCAGGGACAGGUGAUGAUCAUUGCCAUCAUGUCUAUGAUGACCUUGAGGAGCAGAAGCAAAAGACCAGGGACAUCACCAUAGAAAUGCAAGAAGAUGGUUCUGAAGUCAUCCAAUAUGCCUCACUGAUCCACAGAGCCCAGCUCAGCCUUGGAGAUUCAAUCUAUGCCAACCCACAGAUGGGUCACAACCCUUGUUCCACUCCUAUCCACAGUGAGCCUGUGGAAUAUGCCAGCAUUGCAAGAACUGGACGUCAGCUUCCCAAAUAAGUUUCCCCUCAGGAGGCAGUGGUGAGGGACUGGGUGGUCAUUGAAAGAUCUACUAAGUAUAGAACCUCAAAUUUUGGGGGGAUAGGAGACUUGGGAGGCAUAGGAAAGAAAGCAUGAGGAGACCUAGUCCCUGCCAUUCAGGUUCUAAUAGUUUCACCGGGGACACUAAGGCAGGAAAUAAUUUAAGGAUGAUUGAAAAAUCCACAUAUCAAUAUAUUAAUGGAUUGAUUAUCUUAUAUAUUAUGGACUGAUUUCCCCAUAUUAACAUGUUAAUGGGCUGAUUUACCCACCACAAAUUGAUGGUGUAUAACCCCAGAUGGGCCUUCUUUGCUGCUUACCAAUUCUUCCUUCCUCAAUCUAUCCCUUCCUAUAUGAAGGAUUCUUACUCAGCAGGCCUAUUUACUGUUCCCUAUCCCCACCACCCUCAAGGAUUAAUCAGUAUCAUGUGAGAAAACUUGAACUCCUGGAAGUGAGAACAAGGACCCUCUGUGAAGCAGUUACCGUAUAUGGAGGAGAGAAGGAUGAGGGUGUUGGUACAGAGGAAGGGAGAAGGCACUAAGAGGAUGACAGUAUUUUUCCAAUAUCUGAGAGCCUUAGAGCAGAGGGGAAGAGAAUGGCAGAUUCAAAUAACAAGAGGGGUUCUUCCCAGCUCUUAGUGAAUUGGAAGAAGUGUCAGAGGAAGGGAAUGAGUUGAAUUGGAGGAUAUGAUUUCAAAUAGAGAGUUCCAGAUUUCAGACCUAGACAGUUGUCUGUGACAUCAAACCAGACAAUUGUCCCCUCCAGAAUCUCCCUGAAACACAUCUUUUGGCAAGUUAAGAUACCUCAGAAAGCAAUUUAUACCAAAAUGUUUUUAAGCUAAUCUGGAGGAGAGACAUAUUAUAAAUGGGAAUUUUAUGUAA